GGCCAACCAGAAGAAACACAACAGGUAAAAAAAAUCUAGGAGAUUUUUAUAUAUAUAAGUAUACUUUUAAUGAGCGGCGAAGAGUUUCUGUGUAAUAACUAUCUUCAUUUCUUCAAAUAGCCUGCUUUAAGGCUUUUGUUUAAAAAUGGCAGAGGAGUGGGGAAAUGUCAUCUUCACAGCCAGGAGAUACAACGAGAACACAACGAGGGAUUCAGUCUUCACAUACACCAACAGCAAUAACACAAAAGAUCCCUUUGAGGGACCCAAUUACCACAUUGCCCCAAGAUGGGUGUACAAUAUUGCUACAUUAUGGAUGUUUUUUGUGGUCGUCGCCUCAACCUUCACCAAUGGCCUGGUACUGGUUGCCACAGCCAAGUUUAAAAAACUUCGUCACCCUCUCAACUGGAUUUUGGUCAACCUUGCUGUGGCUGAUCUUGCAGAGACACUGUUGGCCAGCACCAUCAGUGUCUGCAACCAGUUCUUCGGCUACUUCAUCCUUGGACACCCAUUGUGUGUUUUUGAGGGUUACACAGUUGCUACUUGUGGAAUUGCUGGUCUAUGGUCUCUGACAGUCAUAUCAUGGGAGAGAUGGGUGGUGGUGUGCAAACCUUUUGGUAAUGUGAAGUUUGAUGGCAAAAUGGCAAUUGCUGGCAUUGUCUUCACUUGGGUCUGGUCCUCCUUCUGGUGUGCACCUCCCAUUUUUGGAUGGAGCAGGUACUGGCCUCAUGGUCUGAAGACCUCCUGUGGACCUGAUGUGUUCAGUGGAAGUAAAGAUCCUGGAGUCCAGUCCUACAUGAUUGUGUUGAUGAUCACCUGCUGCAUCAUCCCCUUGGGAAUUAUUAUUCUCUGCUACAUUGCAGUGUGGUUGGCCAUCCGUGCUGUCGCUCAGCAACAAAAAGAUUCAGAAUCCACACAAAAGGCUGAGAAAGAAGUGUCCAGGAUGGUGGUGGUCAUGAUCCUUGCCUAUUGCUUCUGCUGGGGUCCUUACACUUUCUUUGCCUGCUUUGCAGCUGCUAACCCCGGCUAUGCCUUCCACCCACUAGCAGCUGCCAUGCCCGCCUACUUUGCAAAGAGCGCCACCAUCUACAACCCCAUUAUAUAUGUCUUCAUGAAUCGUCAAUUCCGCUCAUGCAUCAUGCAGCUCUUUGGAAAGAAGGUUGAUGAUGGAUCUGAGGUGUCUACAUCCAAGACAGAAGUCUCCUCUGUGACACCUGCAUAA
Molecule: messenger RNA, 1219 nt
Organism: Colossoma macropomum (tambaqui)
Lineage: Eukaryota; Metazoa; Chordata; Actinopteri; Characiformes; Serrasalmidae
Product: red-sensitive opsin-like
Exons: 6
Coding region: 146-1219 (357 amino acids)
Biological process (GO): G protein-coupled receptor signaling pathway; visual perception; phototransduction
Cellular component (GO): membrane; photoreceptor outer segment
Molecular function (GO): G protein-coupled receptor activity
Source: RefSeq, a predicted model, not a curated record